AUCGAGAUCAUUUUCUUUGUCAUUCAUGGGAUUGGGGAGAAGCUCCGAUGUGCGACUGCGACUGCGACUGCGACUGCGACUGCGACUGCAAUGGUUUCUUAGGACAGUGUUGGGAGGGGAGUUGGGAACAGAUCUAAACUGUUCUAAAUUAAUAACAGGAAUACACAAAAGAAACCGUAAAUAGGGUACGAAAAAAGAAAAAAGAAAAAAGAAAUCUAUCGUAUCAUAUCGUCCUUCGUUCGCGUCGUUCUUCUGUACCCUAAUUCUGCGAAUUCGUUGUUGCUCCAAACCCUAGUCUCGUUAUCAUCGUCUCCAUCUCUCAUGAAAUUCUCUGCAAUUAGGGUUUUUCUGCCAGAGCUAGCCCUGAUUUCAUGAUCCUUUCCAUUCCCAAACCCUAGAAUUUUCCGGCCAUGGAGGGCUCUGUGGAGGAUCUCGGGGCCCCUGAUUCAUGGGAAAUGGUGGAUUUGGACGAAAGCAUGAGCAGGUUAAUGGUCUCCUGCAAGAAGAAUUUGACGACGGCAUCACCGCCGGAGUUCGCCGAUGAUUCUGCUGCAGCUCCUCGUCCUGCUUCUACUGCUUCUUCUGCUGUCUCGUCGUCUUCUGCUUCUGCUUCGUCUUCGUCCGUUGGUUCUGAGAAGAUUCGAGGGGUUUCCGAGGAUCCAAUAAAUCAGGUUGAUCAGUUUCUUAGAGAAGCUCUGCAGAACCCUCGCGAGCGGCUAUCGAUUCUGCGGAUGGAACAAGAUGUUGAGAAGUUCAUCUGUGACCCAACACGACAGCAACUGGAAUUUCAACAGCUGCCUACUUCCUAUUUGCGCUUGGCGGCACAUCGUGUUGCGCAGCAUUAUUGUCUACAAUCAAUGGUCAUAUUAGACAACAAUUUACCUGAUGGGUCUGGUUCCAGAAUUGUUGUUCGCAAGACUUCUGAGUGCCGGCUCCCUCUAAUUCGUCUAGCAGAUAUUCCUGUAAACCUUCCACAGGAUGACAGUAAUAGUGUUGUUAAGGUUGCAAUUAAACAGAGACCGCAGAAAAGGUCUCAAACUCUCAACAAUGUAAAUCCACAUACCUCUAAGGCAAAUCAUUCAAAAAGUGUGGAGGAAAGAAAAGAGGAAUAUAACAGGGCCCGUGCACGGAUAUUUAGCUCUAGUAAUAGCGGUAGUAGUGUUGGUGCCAUUGGAAAACCAGAAAGUGAACUCACAGUGCAAGAUACUCUCCACCACUGCACUUUUAGGUCUUCAAGGGUGGAGGACAAAUCUGUUGAAGGCUCUGAAGUGAAUCUUGGAAGGAAUUCUGUUGAUUCUACUACAAGUAGCAAUAGAUCAGGUAGAAGUAGGACAGAGAAGGAGCCUGUUGGUAGGCACAAGACAAACAAUAGGGUUGCUAUUUUUCGUGAUCGUGAGGUUGAUCGUAAGGAUCCUGACUAUGACAGAAGCUACGAAAGGUAUUUGCAAAGAUUUGAUCCUGGGUUUGGAUUCAAUGGAGGACCAUAUGCCAUGCAACCUAUGUACUCUCCUGCUUUGAACUACAAUACUGAAUUCCCACAGCUUGGAUCAGCACAUAGGCCUCAAAUUUCUGUGGACCACCAACCUCAUCCAAUUCCUCAACACCUACGUGGGCCAUGGGCUGCUACAUCUACCCCUGCUGGAAUCAACUAUGGUCCACCGGAGACCAUAAUGUCCCCAUUCAAUCCCAGUCCUGUUGGUGCACAUACCACUUCUGCCAUUUAUCUGCAUUCCUCUCAGUAUCCGGUUCCACGCCCUGGAGUGCCGUUUGUCCAUCCUCAUGAGCAUGCCCACCAACCUUUUGCACAGCCUCAUCAACAGCAACCUGAAGCGAGUUAUGGAUUAGCCCGGCCCCGUUGAGGGGCCUGGGCGAUGCCUGUGCUCUGCCAGAGAAAUACUAAGAUUAUGAAGCGAGAAAAUUACUCUGACAUGUUUUCUGUAAACUGGCAGCAGUGCAGGCAUAAGAACCUGAGGUUGACUGGAGCAUACACUCGAACCUUUCAAGCUUCUUUUGAUUGUGCUUCAUCACUCUCGGUUUCUUUUGAUGCUUCUUACAUCUUUGAUGGAGAAGCCCACCUUUGGCAGUUUUCACUGCUCGACACUGUUCUUAUGGAGCCCUGUUUUGUGAUGAUGAUGAAGAUUGGAAGAGAAAAAGGGAAAAAAUGCCAAGAGCUGGGAUGUAAAUUAUUGGCUAGGACUAAGAACGCUAGGCAGCUAAUGGGAGCUUGCAUUAAUGGGUGAUUUGAGCAAGGAAGAUGGCUCUUUUACAUUUUUGGCUAGUGGAAGUGGUGCAUAUCCGUGCCAGAGUGAGACAAUUCUAGAUAUAGGUCCUUUUGCGAACAUCAUACUAGAAAGCAACAGAAAGAACCUCAUGGUGUACCAUAUUCAUUUAUCCGUAAAGAAUUUAUUUUCAAUUACUCGUUCGGUUUAUUAACUACUACACCUAUGGAUGUGCUCCGCGGCCCUUUAGAAAAGUUUAGUGCCAAAUGCA
Molecule: messenger RNA, 2490 nt
Organism: Nelumbo nucifera (sacred lotus)
Lineage: Eukaryota; Viridiplantae; Streptophyta; Magnoliopsida; Proteales; Nelumbonaceae
Molecular function (GO): nucleic acid binding
Source: RefSeq, a predicted model, not a curated record